Acaulospora morrowiae is the source of this 1337-nucleotide messenger RNA. The record is from the annotation of a GenBank genome assembly. NCBI's taxonomy places the organism in Eukaryota, Fungi, Glomeromycota, Glomeromycetes, Diversisporales, Acaulosporaceae.
ACUGUAGAAAGAGUGAACAAUGACAUUGCACAACAAAUACACGAAUUAGUUAAAACCGAUUUCUUCAAAUACUAUAAGCUAAACCUUUAUAAAGAAUGUCCCUUUUGGACAGAAAAUGGUCAAUGUAUUAAUCGGGCAUGCGCAGUAGAGACAACUGAUGAGGCGAUCUCAUCUUCCAGAGUCGUGGCGCAGCAACGUUCUUGCGACCAAGACUUUUGCGUUGUUGAAGAUGAAGCUGACGUUGAGGGCGUCUAUGUCAACCUUCACGAUAAUCCUGAAAGGUUUACUGGAUAUGCUGGUGCUUCGGCUGGUCGUGUAUGGAAGGCUAUCUACGAAGAGAAUUGUUUUAACUAUCAUAGUAGAGAUUCUGAUCAACCAAGCAAGAAUAAGUUUACUGGACUAUUCCAAAGUAUUAGUGAAAAGCCUGAAGCGACUGGCGGUGAAGCUUGCUUUGAAAAACGAGUUUAUUACAAAUUAAUAUCAGGUCUUCAUUCAUCCAUAUCUAUUCACAUAUGUGAUGAAUAUUUAAAUCAAACCACUGGUCAAUGGGGACCUAAUCUUGAUUGCUUCAUUUCACGGUUUGGAUCUCAUCCCGAACGUAUCCAGAAUGCGUAUUUCACUUAUGUCGUUUUAUUAAGGUCGAUUUCAAAGAUGUCGGAAUAUCUUCGGGGUUAUAAAUUCUGCACGGGUGACGAAAUUCAGGAUGCAGAGGUAAAAGAAAUGGUCGGUAGACUUGUAAAUACAGCAGAAUCAUGUCCUGGAACGUUCGACGAAAGACAAAUGUUUUCCUCUCCCCAAUCAAGGCUAUUAAAAGAAGAAUUUAAAGCACAUUUCAGAAAUGUCUCUCGAAUUAUGGAUUGUGUUGGAUGUGAAAAGUGUCGCUUAUGGGGAAAGUUACAGACAUCUGGCCUCGGAACGGCUUUAAAAGUGCUUUUUUCAUAUGACGACGAAUAUUUCAACCCAAAAGUACAUCCUAAUUUAUUAACGCGUACAGAAAUUGUUGCACUGUUUAAUACAUUUAAUCGAUUCUCCGAGAGUCUACAAGCUAUCGAACGUUUCAGGCAAAUGUAUCAGCAGAGAAUCGAUGAUUUGAAAGUCGUGGGUUCUCAUGUUUCUACGAGAAUGCCUGAUCCAGAGAGUAUCGAAACACCCCCAAUAGUUAUAACGAAACCCCUGAACGUUACAAACGAAACCACCAAUCAUUUCCCGGAAACUGGGUUCCUUAUAGAUUUACUGAUCUCAAUCAAGGAGAUGAUCUCACCUCACGCCAUGCGCAUUUAUAGUAUGGUGUUGCAGAAACUUGAACAAUGGCAUAUUCCUAUACCCGUUUCGUUAAA